AUGGAAUCCUCUGGUGCAGACAAGGGCUUCUUCCAGCACCCUCCAGCCUUACCGAACCAGUUUCACGAUGAUGUAACCUUCCAGCGUUGCUUUAAACUCUUUCUGCCGGCCGAUUUGAGAGAUGAGAUUGAGCCAGAAGUAGCAAGACUCGGCCAGGAAGUCUUGACCGACAGGAUAUUCGCCUGGAUCUCAGAUGCAGAGCGCAACAAGCCUUACUUGCGGGGCUCCGGCCGAUCUGCAUUUGGCAAAUGGAAGGGAGAGCUCGUAAUGACUGAAGGAUGGCGCAAGUUGCAGGAAUUUGGUUUUGCAAAGGGUUUUGUUGCCGACGCCUACGACACUCCUUAUGGCCGAUUCUCGCGCAAUCGACAGUUCCUCCGUCUGCUCCUCUGGGAAGGCUCAUCGGCAAACGUUACAUGUCCCACGGCAAUGCAGGAUGGCGCUGCUCGGAUGCUCCAGUUGCAUCUGACUACUCCAAGCCUAUCGUCUAAGCUGUCGGAGACAGAGAAGAGAGUUUACGAAAAUGCAUUCCAGCAUCUGAUCUCGCGAGAUCCCAAGCGCACCUGGACCAGUGGACAAUGGAUGACUGAGCGACGUGGGGGAAGCGACGUGUCUUUGUCUGAGACGACGGCGGUUUAUCGUCCGAAUGAGACGAAUGCGCUGGCUUCUAAGGACGAUGAUAUCCCUCUAGGCCCAUGGAGCAUCAACGGCUUCAAGUGGUUCUCGUCUGCUACGGAUUCCAACAUGACGAUUCUCCUUGCGCGCACUCCAGCUGGCAAACUCUCGACUUUCAUCGCGCCGCUUCGGAAGCAUGACCCCUCUGCUCUGAACGAAUCCGGAAACCCUGAUCCAAACGGCCAGUGCCUUAAUGGAGUGCGUAUUCAGCGCCUCAAGAACAAGCUCGGAACUCAGUCUCUGCCCACAGCAGAGCUCGUGCUUGAAGACAUGCGCGGAUGGCUCAUUGGAGACGAAAACCGUGGCAUCCAAGAAAUUUCUGUGCUGCUAAACUUGACUCGCAUCCACACAACCAGCCAAGCUGUCGGAUACGCAGGCCGCGGUUUAGCAGUUGCUCGAGCGUUUGCACGAGUAAGAGAAGUUGGCGCUGGAAGAGGCGCGAGGAUGAGACUUACCGACAGUUCGCUGCACAUGAAGACGCUGGCCCGGAUGACUGCAGAAUACAGGCGAUUAAUGCUGCUUCACAUGUUUACCGUCUAUGUACUGGGGCUCUCUGAGCAUCCGACGGAAAAGGAUGCGGAUAAGGAAUCAGCAUCAUCAUCAGCGCUACAAGCAUUAACUCCCACACCAAAGGAUGUAGCGCCGCUAUUAAGAGUCCUUACUCCAGUGACCAAAGCAUUCGUCUGCAAGUCGGCUCUGACUCUGCUCUUCUCGUGUAUGGAGUCCAUUGGCGGCGUUGGCUAUCUCUUGAAUGAAGAAUCAGAGUAUCUCAACAUUGCGCGACUGUACAGAGACUGUGGCGUGCUGCCAAUCUGGGAGGGCACGACGGAUGUUCUGAGCACCGACUUUAUCAGAGCACUGAAACGUCUCGAAACUGGGGUGCAGUCAGUCGAAGCGCUGGACAAUUUCAUCAAGCAGGCGUUUGCAUUCUGUGGAGAUGCCGCAAGUUAUCGAAACGUAGUACAGAGAUGGGACAAGGUGAGAACUCGUAUUACUAAGGAGUCUCAAGCCGAUCUCGUCGGUAAAGCGAGAGAUCUUAUGUGGUCUGUGGCGGAAGUCUUGAUGGCGGCUUUGCUGCAUGUUGAUGCAAACAAUAGUGGCGGUGCAGCCGAGCGAGAGAUACUCCAGCGUUACCUGGAAGACGAAUUCUCGGCACCAGAGCGGGUUGGUGUGACGACGAGAGAGGAACUGGAGAGGGAUUUCUCGAUUGUCUAUGGAGAAGAGCAUGUGAAGACGGCUUCUAAUCUGUGA
Molecule: messenger RNA, 1923 nt
Organism: Trichoderma atroviride IMI 206040
Lineage: Eukaryota; Fungi; Ascomycota; Sordariomycetes; Hypocreales; Hypocreaceae
Molecular function (GO): acyl-CoA dehydrogenase activity
Source: RefSeq, a predicted model, not a curated record